Messenger RNA from Heterocephalus glaber (naked mole-rat), 5126 nucleotides. Lineage: Eukaryota; Metazoa; Chordata; Mammalia; Rodentia; Bathyergidae. The record is from RefSeq and is a predicted model, not a curated record.
UUCGCGCCAUCUUUCCCAGUAAGCUCCGCGAUAGCCCCGACCGCUGAUUGGCUGCGCCGGGAGCAGGCUGACCAGCCGGCAGCGGUUCCUGGGGUUUCCGGUACGAAGCCAGAGCGGGGGACGCUGUCGGAGCACGGCGGUGAGGUGCGGAAAGCGGCGCGGGUGGCACAAGACAAUACGAGAAUCUCUGAACCAGGACGCAUCUGCAAAAGAGCGGUUCCCCAAAGCCUGCCAAGGCACGCCAGGGUUCCCUGACUACCCAGAGAUUGAGUACCACUGGGUUCCUCCAGUGAAGGCCGGCUAGUUUGUUUCAAGAAGCUUUGUGUUCCUGGUGUUGGGAUUUCGGAUUCAGGCAGUGAAGAAUUUUGAAGUCGAAAAUAGCAGCUAUACACGUUCUUAAGGAUCUGCUCCAAACCUAGCAGUGCAUAUCACAAUGAAGAACCAAGACAAAAAGAACGGAGCUGCCAAACAGUCCAACCCCAAAAAUAGCCUGGGGCAGCCGGAAACCGGAACAGAAGGAGUCCACGGGAGGCCCAGCCAGUCCCCUCCGACAGAAGCUGAAGGUUCUGCCAGCCAAGCUCCUGGGAGAACGGAGGGGGCUCAAGCCAAAACAUCUCAGUCUGGGGCCCUCCGUGAUGUCUCUGAGGAGCUGAGCCGCCAGUUGGAAGACAUACUAAGUACAUACUGUGUGGACAACAAUCAGGGUGGUCCAGGUGAGGAUGGAGCACAGGGUGAGCCUACUGAACCCGAAGAUGCAGAGAAGUCCCGGACCUAUGCGGCAAGGAAUGGGGAGCCUGAGCCAGGGACCCCAGCAGUUAAUGGCGAGAAGGAGACCUCCAAGGGGGAGCCAGGCACAGAAGAGAUCCGGGCGAGUGAUGAGGUCGGAGAUCGGGACCACCGAAGGCCACAGGAGAAGAAGAAAGCCAAGGGUCUGGGGAAGGAGAUCACGUUGCUGAUGCAGACACUGAACACGCUGAGUACCCCAGAGGAGAAAUUGGCAGCGUUGUGCAAGAAGUAUGCUGAACUGCUGGAGGAGCACCGGACUUCACAGAAACAGAUGAAACUCCUGCAGAAGAAACAGAGCCAGCUGGUACAGGAGAAGGACCACCUUCGUGGAGAGCACAGCAAGGCUAUCCUGGCCCGCAGCAAGCUUGAGAGCCUGUGCCGUGAGCUGCAGCGACACAACCGCUCCCUCAAGGAAGAAGGCGUACAGCGGGCCCGGGAGGAGGAGGAGAAGCGCAAGGAGGUGACCUCGCACUUCCAGGUGACACUGAAUGACAUUCAGCUGCAGAUGGAACAGCAUAAUGAACGCAAUUCCAAGCUGCGCCAAGAGAAUAUGGAGUUGGCUGAGAGGCUCAAGAAGCUGAUCGAGCAAUAUGAGCUGCGUGAGGAGCAUAUUGACAAAGUCUUCAAACACAAGGAUUUACAGCAGCAGCUGGUGGAUGCCAAGCUCCAGCAGGCCCAGGAGAUGCUGAAGGAGGCAGAGGAGCGGCACCAGCGCGAGAAGGACUUUCUCCUGAAAGAGGCAGUGGAAUCUCAGAGGAUGUGUGAGCUGAUGAAGCAGCAGGAGACCCACUUGAAACAGCAGCUCGCCCUAUACACAGAGAAGUUUGAAGAGUUCCAGAACACACUUUCCAAAAGCAGCGAGGUAUUCACCACAUUCAAACAGGAGAUGGAAAAGAUGACUAAGAAGAUCAAGAAACUGGAAAAAGAAACCACCAUGUAUAGGUCCCGGUGGGAGAGCAGCAACAAGGCCUUACUUGAGAUGGCUGAGGAGAAAACUCUCCGAGACAAAGAGCUGGAGGGCCUCCAAGUGAAAAUCCAGCGCCUAGAAAAGCUGUGCCGGGCACUACAGACAGAGCGCAAUGACCUGAACAAGAGGGUACAGGACCUGAGUGCUGGUGGCCAGGGCUCCCUCACUGAUAGUGGUCCUGAGCGGAGGCCAGAGGCUGCCACUGUGGCCAAGGAGCAGGGUGGUGAGGGGCCCGGAACUCAAGCACCCAGCUCCUCAAGGGCCACCGAAGCUCCUGGCUGCCCAGGAACACCGAGCACAGAAGCAACAGGGCCUCAGGAGCCCACCUCUGCCACUGCCUAGAGAGCCUGGUGCUUGAGGCAUGCUGGGAAGGGAGCAGCACCCCAGCCAAGCCUGGCCCAUACAAGGCUCCCACACCAAACAGCCAGUACUGAAGUCAGGGUGUUCUGACCUGACAGGCCUCUGCCACUUUGCAAUUUUGGAUUUUGUGGGUCAGUUUUACAUAUAUACCGCAUAUGUGCAAGGCCUCAUGCAUUUAUAUCUGUAAGUGUAUAGGGGGCUUGCAUUGAGGGCAGGUGUACAGAUGAAGUCAGUGCUCCUCUAAGCUGAAGAGUCUUACAGAGGAGGUGACAUCUGUAGCUGCCAUCACAGUGAACUGGCAGGGCAAGUGACUUGAUUUCUUCCCCAGUUUGAGGCUCAGACCCCUCCCAGCCCUUCAGAGCUCAUGACAAGUAGUAUACCCAGUCCAGGAUUGAAUUCUGUUGUGAGCAGGGAUUGGGCAGCUGGGGCUUUUCUCGCUCUCAGGAAGAUGUCAGUGCUUCUCAGCCUGGGGAUGCUGUCUCUGCAGAGCCUCAGCAUGGCACUCAGAGCCUAGGACAAGGGACCUGGAGAAUGUUGCAUUGUGGGAUGACGUGCUGGUUGGGAGCCCCUGGGGCACUGCUUCCCUUGCCCUCUGGUAGUACCAGGACCAGGCCAAUGUUGCUUCUCAGUAGCCUUAUCAUUCACAGGUGCCUCUCUAGCCUGCACAGAUGAUUGACAAGAGAUCAUCCAAAGGAUUCUUUCUGAAGGCAUUUUGUUUUGGACAUGACAGUUCAUAGGAGGAUUUUCUGAGGAAGGAAGGAGGGGUGCUGUGGUAGUGGUCCUGGGUGCCUGGCCUCCAGUGUCCCACCCCUCACCACCCCACCUGGCUCCUUAGCCAUGUUGGUGCUGAGGUUUCCUCUUUGAAAGGAAAGAUCAGAUUAUUUAAGAGAAAGAAAAGGGCUGAUGGCUUUGCCAUGAGCUUGUCUUUGGUUUUCAGUCCUGGGAGGCCACCCACCAUAGAUUUCCAUCAUCACUGUCUCCAUGCAGCAAUUUCUGGGCCCCAGGUCCUGCUACCCCUUAGCUUUAUGGUUCUUUUUCUGCUUCUUCCGCCCCUUGUGCAGUCCUUGAGGUUUGCCCAGGUUCCCAUUUCGUCACCUCCUUGCCCAAGAAAUAAGAAUCAUCCUUGGAAUUAAUUCCAUUUCUUCAUGUGUGAGAGCUCCCAACUGUUAUUUUGACAGAAUGAAAUUCUGCAGUAGGCUAAGCUCAGGAAAUCCACAAAAAGGCUGCAGACGGUUCUUUCUGCCCCACUCUACCCAACCCAGAACAUCACUAUGUACUACUAUGUGUAGCAACUCUGCUGAAAACUCUGGUUGCACACCUGGCAGGGUGUUAGUCACUCUGUACAGAGCAGUUUUGGGGGGCAAUAGAAUGAGUCUUGCAAGUAGGGCCCUGCUGAGCUUGGGGUACAGUGCCCAUCUCCAGUGAACUAAGGAAGCCACAGACCAAGAUGGGACAGGUGCAGUUUUGCUUCUUAUAUUUCUUGGAACUAGCUGUUGUCCUGGAGAUCCACCCCCCCCCAUCCCUUUAUUUUUUACAACUAGUCCCCAGGUAAAUUGGUUCAUGAAAAUGCUGUGUCCUCCUGAACCAUGUUUUGACUUAAACCAGAGAUGGCAAAAAAAUCUCCACCUUGCCCCCUGGCAGGUGCCACACUGAUUUACUUCAGAGUGUGUCCUACUAGCCUCUGAUAUAUCCUUAAUUCACACAAGAUGCCCAAUAGUUUUGAGUGUUGAGACCACUUUGUCAUUCCUGGCUAAGAUCUGCUCUCCUGUGGAGAAAUGUUAUGCAAGAUCUUUGUCUUCCCCUCUUUGAAAUCCCUGUAUUUGGAAUGGUCCCUUCCUCUUCCUGCCUCAGUAAGGCCUCCCACAGCCCUGUGCCAGGCUGAAGAACAUAAACUGUCAACACCACAAAGGGUUUGUUGGCUAUGGAGGAAAGAGGCAGAGAGGUCUGCUUGCCCCCUUGGAGAAAGUGGAAAGGCCUACAAUGGCCCACAUAAUUACUUGCCUCACUUCAGCUACCUCUUAAAGCCCUUGGGGGUUUGGAACUGUUGGAUCCCAGGGUGGUGGGAUGGGAGGCUGUGGUAUGCAAGUGGCCCCAGCUGGGCUCCCUAGAUCAGGAAUGUGGGCCCCAGACCAGGUAGAACCCUGGCUCUUGGCUCCAUCCAUUUCUAGACACCCAUGCCAGUCUGUUCAUGCAGAUCUUUUUUUUCUCUUCCUUUCCAUUGACCAAAUCUCACCAGUCACUACAGCUGCUCUGCUUGCUCUGCUUUCCAAAGUCAGCCCACGUGCUUGGGUGCCACCCACCCUAGCCAGGUACAGGGAAGGUGGCCUAUCCAUGAGUGAGGGCCAAGGUCUUCCUCACCCAGGUGAGUCCUGUGCACAUGACCUCAGUUUUAGGACCAAGAGCUGUGUUGGUUUCUUAGAUUGUUAGCUUUUCCUCCAGGGUCCACAGUUAGGCUCAGAUCCCAAAGCCCUAGUUCUGCUAACAGUAACUCAUGUUCAGGACCCCGUCUGAGAGCUUCAUGCACACCAGAUUCCAAGAGGUGUCAGCAGCACUUCUUUAUUUGUCAUUUGUUUUCUGUGAGGUUUUUGGACCAUGGGCUGAGCUCAGGCACUUUCUGUAAGAAUGUUAUUUCUGUAAAAAUGGUUAUUUAUCCCUCCUCCAUCCCCAUCGUGGUGGGCCUGCUGAGGGUUGACCAAGAGGCCAUUGGAGCUGUCCUGGUAGUGGAGAGGCUGAGGCCUGCCAAGCUACUGCUCCAGCCCUCCCACCUUGCACAGCACUGCAGUGGUCGCCCAGGACAGCCAGGCUCCUGCCUGUUCCUCUCACUCUGCCUGGGGGGAGGACUGCCUCUGUCCUUGUAACUGCUUUCUUUAUGGCCCCACCUGGCCACCCAGACUUGUAUAAAAGUUGUGCUGACAGCUCCCCUCCCUCUUUUGGUAUUCACAACAGCCAGAGACUUGAUAUUGAUGUAUUUUAAACCACAUUAAAUAAAGUCUGUUGCCUUACUUGUUUCUGU